Cheilinus undulatus (humphead wrasse) is the source of this 1034-nucleotide messenger RNA. RefSeq names its product immunoglobulin lambda-1 light chain-like. The record is from RefSeq and is a predicted model, not a curated record. The coding region runs from base 1 to 945 and encodes 314 amino acids. The transcript is spliced from 5 exons. NCBI's taxonomy places the organism in Eukaryota, Metazoa, Chordata, Actinopteri, Labriformes, Labridae.
AUGGCAGCAGAUCUCCAACAGCCCCGUUUAUCACUGACCAGGAACGUUGGAGAAAAAGUCCCCAUUACCUGUCAAGGCUUCAGUCAGUGUUCUAAUAAUUAUGUGUUCUGGCUCCAGAAAACAGACACCAAAACAAUCAGAGUGAUUCUGUGGAUUAAUAGGGAGAGUGGUGCCAUAAAUAAAGAUUAUUAUAAUCAUCCUCAGAAAAAUGAUUUCACAGCUGUGAGCAAACAAAACCGCGUUGACCUGCAGAUCCAGAGCGUUAAACUCUCUCAUUCAGCCUCCUACUACUGCACCUGUUGGAAAGCAGCACCCACAGGGUGGAUCUACCUGAUCUUUGGCUCAGGGACCAAACUGUUUGUUUCUGCAAAUCCAGUGGUUCAGCCCGCGGUGAGCAUCUACCCUGCAGCAUCCAGAUCCCCGCUGGAGGAGAAGCGCUCCUUGCUGUGCGUGUCCUCGGCCAUGUUUCCUCCUCUGGUCAGAUUUUUCUGGAGCAGACGACCAAAGAAGAGCGGACGUUCAGAGAACCUGCCCUCCUCUGAUGGACAGCAGCUCAGAGAGUCUGGAUGUAUGGCCUCCAUAUUAGCGGUGGAUCAGAGAGAGAGCGACUCGUAUGAAUACAGCUGCUCUGUGCAGCACGAAACAGGGGAAAAAGAGAAGACUCUGGCUCCAACAGAAUUUCCUACGUUUCCAGAACCGUCAACAUCACUGCCAACAUCUCCAACAUCCUCUCCACCGUCACCUUCACCAUCACUUUCACCAGCUCCUCCAUCUCCAUCACUUCCUCCAUCCCCGUCUCCGUCUGUGUCUGUGUACAAGCUGAGGCUGCUCCUGCUGCUCUACACGCUGCUGAUAGUGAAGAGUCUGGUCUACUGCUGUGGACUCUUCCUGAUGACCGUCCUCAGGAACAAGAGACCGUCCACAGACUGCAGACAGGCUGGGUGACUGUAACCAUCAUCAUCUCAUCAGUUCAUCUCAUUGAUCAUUAUCCUUUUAUUUUUUAUUGUUGAUAUUAAGAUAAAAAAAAUAUAUAC